CAUACACUCUUCUUCCAACCUCUCUGCUAGCUGGGACCUGAACUCCUCUCCAGACAUGGAUUACAUGGGUGCUCAUCUUGCCUUUAAAUCGCGCUGGAAAGCGACAGACGUUGAUCUCUGUCGACACAGCAUGUCUUUCGUUCUGCACAAUUGCAUUAGGAACGACUUCUUUGUGAGCUAUCUGUUCCUGCUGGAGAAAAUCCCUCUGGUUAAACUCUAUGCCUUGACCAGUGAAGUCAUCGAUGGGGAAAAGCAGUUCUAUGUCCGAGCACAACAUUUCUACCAAAAUGUGCCUGCCACAGAGGAGGGGAUGAUGGGUGACUUCCUUGAACUGUCGGAAGUUGACAUUGAAGGCUCCAGAGAAUUCUUAAAAAAAUUUGUUGGGGGUCCAGGGAAGGCAGGCACGGCAUGUGCUCUAGACUGCGGUUGUGGGAUUGGCAGGGUCAGUAAGAACGUCCUCCUGCCCGUGUUUGAGAAAGUGGAAAUGGCUGACAUGAUGGAGAACUUUCUCAUCCAUGCUCACGAGCAUUACCUAGGCGACGAUGCAGACCGCGUUGAGACCUACUACUGCUACUCCCUGCAGGACCUGACCCCUCCCGUUAAGAAGUAUGAUGUCAUCUGGAUACAGUGGGUCGCAUGUCACCUCACUGACAAAGAUUUGUCCUUGUUUCUGACGAGAUGCAAAGCCAGUCUUAAACUGAACGGAGUUAUAAUUUUAAAGGAUAACAUGGCCAGAGAGGGCUGCAGGUUGGACCCAGAUGACAGCAGUUUGAUCAGACACAUGGACAUUGUCAAGAGCAUUAUCCAUAAAACUGAUCUGGAGAUCAUCUGCACACAGAAGCAGGAGGGCAUACCCGAAUCAUUCGUUCCUGUAUGGAUGAUUGCCUUGAAGUAGACUACUUAGGACUGCAGUGUUUGUUGUAGAAAGAAAGACCAAAGAUUGGUACAAGCCAUAUUAUUAAAACACACACACACACAUAUUGCCCUUAGUGACAGAGGAUCUCAAUUCUGCAUGGUUGAACAUUAUUAUUCCAUUGACUUCAUACUCAACUUCAACAGGGGAAAAACUGUGCAUAUGAAAGGAACAAUAUUGUAUCAUUUAUAAACAACUAGAGUAGAGAUAAAUUAAAGCUACUCUCAGUGUAUUCAAUAUCAUUACAUUUGGCUGACAAUGUUAUAUUACUGUAAAUCUGCUGAUCAGCCACUUAAAGAUAAUUUGUAAAUCAAUCACACACAGAGUCAGGCCCCUCACUCCCCUGAAACAAGAUUAUUUUAAUGUCAUUCUUUUUUAGUACAAGCUUGUGCACAACAACUGCACAUUCUUGGAAUGCGAGGGGUAAUUAACUGUAAUAGCUGUGUGCGUGGUGAGAAUGCCAGCAUACAUUUGUCCUCUCAGCUGUAAAGUCUGUUUUGAUUAAUCAGAUAUAGUUUUGUAUGCAGGGAAACCUUUGUAAACCGUCUAGAACACAUUUUUACUGUCAAUCAUUGUAUAAUCCAUUACAAUAAAUAUUUAUUCCAAGAACAAAAAUCGUAUUUAAAAAAUUUUAAAAAAUGCAAUCUGUAGUGUGCUGUUGAAACCAGUCACUUAUUUUAGACUGGUGUACAUUUAUUUUUGUGUGAUAUCUACCUACAUUUGCCACUAAAAUAUAUUGUUUCUUUAACAGUUGUUCUACAGUUUUGGUCUGUAUAUUUAUACCUAUCUAUUUUUAUAAUAUAUGUUUUGAAUAGAUCAGAAAAGAUGAUGUGUUUUGUGUCAAAACUUAGCAACUAUUUGAAUGUUAGUCUAUUUAUUAAAAAUAAUAUAUACGUUGUGUUUUCUAGUCAUGCGGUAUUGGUUCAGGCUAUGGAAAAUCACAAUGUUCAAUUUCUAAGUCACUAUAAUUUACAGGAUAUAGAAAUGAUUGUCUAUAAAAAAAAGAAAAACAACUUCCAGUUCAGUCUAUCAAGAUUCCUUUUAAAAAUCUUUUAACCAUGUUUAUUAAUAUUUAUUUCUCAUUAUCCAGGUAUGCAUUCCUUUGUUAUUAAUCGUUGUAAUUUAUUGUAACUAAGGUCUUUUGGCCCCUGAAUUUUGUGUCCAAAUACCUGAAGGUGGUAUGACAGGGAGAGUAACUAACUUUACCAAGAAAGGACAACAUCUAAUUUAUCAAAGUGUUUCUGUAAAAAAUCAGUAAAAAUGCUUUCUACCUGUCUCGGUAUGGUAACUGUUUAUUUAUCUGAAUUGCACUUGCAAAAUGGUGUGUGGCUAGAAACUUUGUAAACUAUUAAUGCUAUUUUGUUUUUGAUUAGAUUUUGUCCCAAUUAACCAGAAUUGCUACUUGUCCUCCUUUCAUAAGUCUUGAGCAAGCUGUUAUUAAUGAACCAAGAAACAAUCUUGUAAAUUGCAUACCCACCGAGGUACAGAAUAUUGUCAUUUCAUAAAGCACACAAAACAGUGUCCGAUCUUGUACGAAAAGUGGUAGUACUUGAGAUUACAGGGCAUGAAUAGUGAUGUCUAUUAGAGUGUCUUCAUUUUUUCACAAAUCUGAAGAUUUGAUGAGAGUUGACGUGGGACUUUGAUUUGUGAUAUUUGAACGUUGUAAUCUUCAGGAUUUAUGAAUGCAAUGUGUUGCAUCUCAAAGACUGAAGCUUGAAAUAUAAAAUUAAUAAAUAAACUGAA
Molecule: messenger RNA, 2656 nt
Organism: Acipenser ruthenus (sterlet)
Lineage: Eukaryota; Metazoa; Chordata; Actinopteri; Acipenseriformes; Acipenseridae
Product: N-terminal Xaa-Pro-Lys N-methyltransferase 2-like
Exons: 4
Coding region: 56-895 (279 amino acids)
Biological process (GO): N-terminal protein amino acid methylation
Cellular component (GO): cytoplasm
Molecular function (GO): N-terminal protein N-methyltransferase activity
Source: RefSeq, a predicted model, not a curated record